AUGGCCACCAUUUGUGAAACCAAAAGAAUCGGGCGCGUGAAGGCCACGCGCGGCGAUUCUCAAAAACCUAGAUCUCAAAAAAUUGUCUUCCGCCGUUGUGUUGCUCGCCUCUCCGGUGACCGGUCACGACCGGCACCGCGAGAGGGCUCCCUCUCGACGGCUAAAGGCAGCGUCGGAAUCAAGAUCUACUUUCCCUCGCGACACGCCAGAUUCGCCUCCUCUGCCCUCGAUUUCCAGCGGCGAAGAUCCUCUUCGUUUGUCGGUGUAGCUCCACGGCACCCGAUUUCGCCGGUUUCUCUUAUUCUAAGAUUUUUACCUUUGAUUCGCCGUGAACCUAGAAAGCUUCUCUGGCGAUUAGCUCCUCUUGAUGAUCCCUGCCUCGAAACAGAGGGUUCAGCCAAUGCUCCGGUUAGCUCAGGAUUUGGUUUGUUGCUUAGACGUUUUCUCACUGGGCUUUGUUGGGUGCUUCUCUGUUGGUCAAAUUUGUGUGAGGACAGCAGCAGAUCUUUUAGGAGAGUAUCCGUUGUGGCGCGUCUAGUGUUGUGUUUCGUCUGGGCAGCUCGUUUUCAAGCUCUCCGGUUGCCUCGUUGGUGCUACUUUGCUGAAGGUAUGGUCACCGGUGGUGGCUGCUUCCCCUUCUUCUAG
Molecule: messenger RNA, 645 nt
Organism: Microthlaspi erraticum
Lineage: Eukaryota; Viridiplantae; Streptophyta; Magnoliopsida; Brassicales; Brassicaceae
Source: the annotation of a GenBank genome assembly